Molecule: messenger RNA, 2624 nt
Organism: Diceros bicornis minor
Lineage: Eukaryota; Metazoa; Chordata; Mammalia; Perissodactyla; Rhinocerotidae
Gene: LRRC2
Product: leucine rich repeat containing 2
Exons: 9
Coding region: 585-1697 (370 amino acids)
Molecular function (GO): protein binding
Source: RefSeq, a predicted model, not a curated record
AAACGUUGUAGGAACACGGCCGUCCGGCAUGGGAGGCCAUUUUAGCCUUGCCACUUGGUGUCACUUGGCUUUCAUCAGUCUCCCCGCGCCCACAGUGGCCUCCUCCAUGCUCUCGCCGCCCCGCCCCCCGACACCGGAAUUAACCCCGGAUUCAGACGUGUCCCAGGGUACCCUGAAAGCGUUUAUUUGGUGGUUCCGCGAAGCCCCAAAGGCCUCAGCUGGAGAGAGGCGCUUCCAUGAACCGGAGCCCUCGACGUGACAUCUCGAUGCUCCAGAUUAUUUAAUUCGUCACUAAAUACGCCCAAAGCCACGAGUAGUUUCUAAGUAUAAUUUAAUUCUAAUUUCUCAAGUAAAUGCCUGGCGUUGCCCUGGUAUUGCCAGACACACAAGUGUGAAGCUCUUGUGUAGUUCCAUUUCACCCAUCUUCACUGGAUUUACACCUCGGCAGAACCAAUCGGCAGCACCCGAGGUCGUUUCAGCGUCACUGUCUACCUGUGCGAAUGCGACCCGUCCACAGGUGCUGAGAGGAUCCGAGAUUUGCUUCUACAUCUGCCUCUUGGGAGAGGUAAUUUCAUGUUCCCAAAAUGGGACAUAAAGUGGUUGUAUUCGACAUUUCUGUCGUCAGAGCCAUGUGGGAAACUCGUGUCAAGAAGCACAAAGCUUGGCAGAAGAAGGAGGCAGAAAGGCUCGAGAAAAGUGCACUGGAAAAGAUAAAGGAGGAGUGGAAUUUCGUGGCCGAGUGCAGGAGGAAGGGCAUCCCCCAGGCUGCGUACUGCAAGAAUGGCUUCGUAGACACCAGCGUGAGGCUCCUGGAAAAGAUCGAAAGGAACUCGCUCGCGAGGCAGAGUUCCCUUUCCAAGGAGAGGGACAAACGGAGCAGCCCGUUUGUGUUUGAACUUUCGGGGGAGCACUGGAAGGAGCUCCCAGAUGAGCUGAAGGAGCAGACGCACCUGAAAGAAUGGCACAUAAACAAUACCCUGAUUCAAAUCAUUCCUACGUAUAUUGAGCUGUUCCAAGCGAUGAGAAUUCUGGAUCUGCCUCAAAACCAAAUAUCCCGUCUUCCAGCUGAAAUUGGUCGUUUGAAGAACCUGAAAGAACUCAAUGUGAGUUUCAACUGUCUGAAGAGCAUUCCUCUAGAACUGGGCGAUUGUGAACAGCUAGAGAAACUGGAUUGUUCUGGAAAUCUAGAAUUAACGGAGCUCCCCUUUGAAUUAAGUAAUUUGAAGCAAGUUACAUUUGUAGAUAUCUCAGCAAACAAGUUUUCCAGUGUCCCGAUCUGUGUCCUGCGGAUGUCUAAUUUGCAGUGGCUGGACAUCAGCAACAAUAACCUGAAUGACCUGCCACAAGAUAUAGACAGGCUAGAAGAACUGCAGACCUUUCUCUUGUAUAAGAACAAGUUGACCUAUCUUCCCUAUGUCUUGCUUAACCUAAAGAAGCUCACCUUACUGGUCGUCAGCGGGGACCAUCUGGUGGAGCUCCCGACAGCCCUUUGUGAGUCAACCACUUUAAAAUUUGUCAGCCUUAAGGACAAUCCUAUUGAUAAUACCCAGUGUCAAGAUGGUGAUGAAGUGAUGGAAAGUGAACGAGAUCGUCAACACUUUGAUAAAGAAUUUAUGAAAGCCUAUAUUGAAGAUAUUAAAGAAAGAGAUUCGGUUCCCAGCUAUACCACCAAAGUAUCUUUUAGCCUUCAGCUUUGAUACCAUCCAUCAGAAGCCUGCAGAAUCUCGCUACCCUGUGGAGCUGUAAAUCUUCACAUUGUGGGUCGUGUCAUGUAGAAAUAAUGGCUUGUGCUUAAGGACAGAGUCUAGAAACCAUGGUGAUAGUUGUUAGCAAAAAUGAUUUUCAAAUUUCAGAUAUAUGAAUACCUCUCUCUGUGGACUGGAGAAUUGAUAAAUGGGUUUAUAUAUUGAUAUUUACAGGUUCAUUUGUAUACACUUCUUUCCAAAUAAUACACAUUUAUAUUUUAGAAAAUAUAUUAUUUUUUUAAAUUAUAACUUAAAGACCAAAUUCUGAAGUUGAUUGCAUUGUUUUCAGGAAUCAAGGGAUAAACGGGUUGUGAAAAGAGCAUUUAUAUUGGACUAGUCAGAUGAGAGUUUAUUUUAUUUUGUUAUUUUGGAAGAGUUUUAAUGCAUUAUUCCUUUAACAAGAAUAAUUUUCCUUGAGCUUAUACAAACUGCUAGUUCCAUAUAUUUUAAAUUAUAUUUUGCAAGUGUAGGCUCUCAGGAGAUACUUUAGGUGUAAUCUGGUCCUUGAAGGUAGAAAGAAGGGCUGGAAUGUCUGCCUGUGCAUUGGGCACGAGGCGCUCAGAUGGUGCGCUGGUAGCCCUAGUGGAGGAAGUGUGGGCCUGGCUGGUCAUGGGAAGCCUUGCAGGGCCUGCAUGGCUGGUCAUCCUGCCCUGAAUGGGCACCUUGGGGGUCCCGGGACCCACCUGAGAGCAGGGAGCAGAGGCCAUGCCCUUUUGGACCCCUCCUCUAAGUUGGCCAUAUAGGAUAGUGGAGAUGACCAGUCUACAUUGAUGAGGAGUGGCCUAGCUUCUUCAUGGCUACCACAGGAGGACUCUGCCUAUGGCCAAGAUGCUGUGGUCCAGAGGGAGCUCACGAGACUGUAUUUAAAUUGGCAAAGAU